Melospiza georgiana is the source of this 4339-nucleotide messenger RNA. RefSeq names its product RAB11 family interacting protein 3 (gene RAB11FIP3). Gene Ontology annotation, biological process: endocytic recycling; regulation of cytokinesis. Lineage: Eukaryota; Metazoa; Chordata; Aves; Passeriformes; Passerellidae. Gene Ontology annotation, molecular function: calcium ion binding. Gene Ontology annotation, cellular component: cleavage furrow; endocytic vesicle; recycling endosome membrane. The coding region runs from base 30 to 2339 and encodes 769 amino acids. The record is from RefSeq and is a predicted model, not a curated record. The transcript has 15 exons.
GCGGCGGGCGCGGAGCGCCGGCGGUGAAGAUGGAGCCGCGUCCGCCUGGGACCGAGCCCCCGCUGCCCCGGGGGCCGGGACCGGGGCCCGAGCCAGAGCUGGAACCGGAGCCGGAGCUGGAACCAGAACCGGAGUUGGAACCAGGACCGGAGCUGGACCUGGAACCGGAGCUGGAACCAGAACCGGUUCCAGUGCUGGACCUAGAACCCGAGCUGGACCUGGAACCGGAGCCGGACCUGGACUUGCAACGGGAACCGGAGCCGGAGCUGGGACCAGAACCGGAGCCAGAGCUGGACCUGUACCCGGAGCCGGAGCUGGAACCAGAACCGGACCCGGAGCUGGAACAGGAGGCAGAUCUGAGCCCGGAGCCCGAGCUGGACCUGGAGCCGGAGCUGGAACAGGAGGCAGAGCUGGGCCCGGAGCUGGAUCUGGACCUCUGGGCCCUUGAUGCCGCCGCUGCCGGCGCGGGGCCGCCGCCCUGGUGCCCGGGGCAGGCCGGGGACAGCCCGGGCCCGGAGGGCUCCGCCGAGCCCCCGCCCGAGGAGGAGCCGCGCCUCCGGCCGGUCUUCGACGCCCUGGACCGCGACGGCGAUGGCUUCGUGCGUGUGGAGGAGUUCGUGCAGUUCGCCACGGCCUACGGCGCCGAGCAGGUAAAGGACCUAACAAAAUACCUGGAUCCCAGUGGGUUGGGAGUUAUCAGCUUUGAAGAUUUCCAUCGGGGCAUCAGAGCCAUCAGAAAUGGAGACCCUGACAGCCAGCUGUAUGAUAUGGGAUAUACCCCCGAGGAGGAAGCCCCGGCCUGCCCCGAUGAGUUUGAUGAUUUCGUCACGUUUGAGGCAAAUGAGGUGACUGACAGUGCCUACAUGGGCUCAGAGAGCACCUACAGUGAGUGUGAGACCUUCACAGAUGAGGACACCAGCACCCUGGUGCAGCACGAGAUGCACGACGAGGUGGAGACCGACAGCGCCAUCGACUCCGCCGUGCACUCGGAGUUCACCGACGCCAUCGAGGAGCCGGAGCAUGGGUCCCACCCCCACGAGCUGGCCCUGGGCUCCGAGCUCAGCCCCUCCAUUGUCACCGUCAUCAGCGGGGAGGAGCAUUUCGAGGAUUACGGGGAGGGCAACGAGGCCGACCUGUUCCCAGAGCCUUUGUGUAAUGGGGAAAGCAGCUUUGGCAGCUCCUCCUUCCUCUCUCCCAGCACCAAUCCCCUCGCUGCCAAACUGCACAGCAUUCUCGCAGAUGAAGCUUUUGAGUUUUACUGUAGCCAGUGCCACAAACAAAUCAACCGCCUCGAGGAUCUCUCUGCUCGCCUCAAUGAUCUUGAGAUGAAUAGCCCCAAUAAAAGACUUUCCAGCAAGAAGGUGGCAAGGCAGCUGCACCAGACGAGCUCGCUGGCCGUGGGGGUGAUGGAGGAAUCCUACCGGGAGAGCCUGGAGUGCACCGACGAGGACAUCACCGACAAGGUGGUGUUCCUGGAGAAGCGGGUGACGGAGCUGGAGAAGGACACGGCUGCCAACGGGGAGCAGCACAGCCGCCUGCGGCAGGAGAACCUGCAGCUGGUGCACAGAGCAAAUGCACUCGAGGAGCAGCUGAAGGAGCAGGAGCUGAGGGCUGACCAGACCCUGCUGGAGGAGAUCAAGAAGCAGAGGGAGCUGCUCAGCAAAAUGGAGAGGGAGAAGAGCAUUGAGAUUGAGAACCUGCAGGCCAGGCUGCAGCAGCUGGAUGAUGAGAACAGCGAGCUGAGGUCCUGUGUCCCCUGCCUGAGAGCCAACAUCGAGAGGCUUGAGGAGGAGAAGCAGAAGCUGCUGGAUGAGAUUGAGGACCUCACUGUGCAGCUCACAGAGGAGCAGGAGAAAAAGAGGAAGAUGGGGGACAAGCUGAGUCAGGAGAGGCACCAGUUCCAGAAGGAGAAGGAGUCGACGCAGGAGCUCAUUGAGGACCUCAGGAAGCAGCUGGAGCACCUGCAGCUCUUCAAGCUGGAGGCAGAGCAGCGCCGGGGCCGCAGCAGCAGCAUGGGGCUGCAGGAGUACAACAGCAGGACACGGGAGACUGAGCUGGAGCAGGAGAUCAAGCAGCUCAAGCAGGAUAACAGGAACCUGAAGGAGCAGAACGAUGAGCUCAAUGGGCAGAUCAUCAACCUGAGCAUCCAGGGAGCCAAGAACCUGUUCUCAGCCUCCUUCUCUGAGUCCCUGGCAGCCGAGAUCAGCUCUGUCUCCAGAGAUGAGCUCAUGGAAGCAAUCCAGAAGCAGGAGGAGAUCAACUUCCGCCUGCAGGAUUACAUCGACAGGAUCAUCGUGGCCAUCAUGGAGACCAACCCCUCCAUCCUGGAGGUCAAGUAGUGCAGCCGGGAGGAUUUGGUGCUCUGAGAGGAUGAAGAGGGACUCCAAACGUCUUUGCACUUGAUGAAGGCACAAGGAAGCCUCAGGUCGGGGAGUGACUGAGCCACGGACCAGGGAAAAGGAAAAGCAGCAGGCAGGCUUUGUUGUCUGACUGCGUUAUUUCGAAGCCCUCCUGGCUGUGGAGGGGUGAAAGGGAACCUGGAGAAGGAGCUCAGGAAAGGGACACUGCAGGAAGUGCCUGUGGCGCUGGGGACUGUCCCGACAGGCACCGCCCCUCCGAGGGACACGGCGAUGGAAGCGCCAGCGCUGACUUUGCCCCGCUGUGCCAAAGUGUCCCUGACACACCCACCGGGCAGAGCCAGGGCAGCGCCUCCCGGACUCGCACAGGGUUGGGGUUUGCUUUUGGUUUGGGGUUUUGGUUUAUUUUUUAAUUAACUUAAUGCAAAUGGCCUCAUCCAGCUGGCUCAGCCCGUCCUCGCCCCGUGCUCGGGCUGCGUGCAGAGCCCGCGGGGGCAGCCCGGGGCUCUCGGGGACAGGGCUGAGCACACUCGGUCACCUGCCUCCUUAUUUAUUGUUGCUGUCCGUGGCUCGGUACUGUCGGCACGUCUCGGCAUCCCGGCUCUGCUCCCUCCUCCUCCUCCUGCUCCUGCUGCUGCCGGGCUCUGCCGCUGAGGUGGCUCCGGGAGGAGCUGUCCCUCGUCCCCAGCUGGGGACAGGCUCUGUGCGGCACCGGGGCAAGGCUGCAGCGCCUCCGGCCGCCUCUCCUCGUCCUGGCUGGGACACGCAGCGCUUUGGAGCUGCAGUGGAGCCCCGAGGUGGCCGGCUCCCCUCCCGAAGCCUGGGGACAGUGGCCUGUGCCAUUGCCAGCCGGAGCAGGGCUCUGCUGGUGAUAGCUGCAGCCCUGGAGGGAGAGCCUGCUCCGGCUCCUUCCCCCGAUCCUGGGCUGGAGGAGCCCCCUCGUUCCUCAUCCCUGGCACCGGCCGGGGCUGGAAUCUCUGUGCCGACGGGGACGGGAGCUGGAGAACACCAGCAGCUCCCUGGAAACAAAAGCCAUGUUUACAUCAGACAGCUCUGUGCACGGCCGUGGCGCAGCGUGGCCCGGCAGUGGCCGCUGUCCCCUCCCAGCCAGCGCCAUCCCCGGCACCGGCUUCAGCCCGCCGCUCCUCUUCCUCCCGCUCCUCAGGUUUGGGAGUGCCAGGACGGCCUGGAAGCAGAAGCCACAGCAGUCCCGGGGGUGCCUGCUCCCCCCAAAGCCCUCCAGCCCUGGGGGUGACCCGGUGCAGGGGGACACUGUCACCACUCAUGCAGGGGACAGCGGCCGAGCCACUCUGGGGCUGAUCCCUGCGGGGCAGCGGGCUCAGGGUGAGCCCCAAACCCCGGGGCAGCCCCUGCACCACCCCGGCCCUCCCUCCCUGCUCCCCUCCCUGCCCCGAGGCCGCGGGAAGAAGCCACGUAAUGUACAUUUCCAGAGAAGCUUUGGGUGUAAAUCAGUGUAUACUUGGAGAGGGAAAAUUUUUCUAUCUUGUAGAGUAGGUAUUUUUAUAGAAUGAAGGUUGAUCCAUUUUUUUAAUACUUUAAAAGAAGAGAGAAAUGUAUCUGUGUAUACACAAAAGCAUAUAUAUAUAUAUAUAUAUGUAUAAAUAUAUAAAUAUUGGAGAUCUGCCUUUCUCGACUUGGGAUCCUGGAUCCCCAGGUCUCAAACAAUCGUUUGUUUUUUCCUGUCGCUCUCACAGAGGUACUGUAACUGUAAAUAAGCACCGGGGGGAAAAAAAAAAAGUUUUAAGCAAACAAAAAGCACUGACUUGCACAUUCACCAUGCUUUAAAGUCCCUAUGGAGAGAGAAAAACAAAAACAAAAACAAGACAAAAACUGUACAUCCUGAAAAUGUUCCUCUUUCCCGACCGCUAUGUGAAGGAAGUCCCCCCAAAAAAGAGGCAAAAAUGGUAUUGUCUUAACUGAUGUAUCAAUUCUUGUCGGAUUAAAAGCUGUUACUAUUCCUG